This is a messenger RNA of Echinococcus granulosus, 1047 nucleotides long. RefSeq lists its product as hypothetical. The record is from RefSeq and is a predicted model, not a curated record. Lineage: Eukaryota; Metazoa; Platyhelminthes; Cestoda; Cyclophyllidea; Taeniidae. The transcript has 8 exons. Bases 1 to 1047 code for a protein of 348 amino acids.
AUGCAGAAGGGCCGGGAGCUACUGGCCUGGGCCGGAAGUCAGACGGCCAGGCGGUGGUACAAUAGCGGAGCCCCCAAGUGGCCCAUUACUAAAACCGAGUGCCCACCACAAAUUGACACACCGACACGGGUUAGCGGACGCGUGGGUGGGAGGGGCCGAAUCGCGUGCCACACCAUCGCUCUGCCCAAACCGACGCCGCAUGAAUUCUUCUGGACCCACGCCUCCACCCAUGCAAGCGUUGUUCCCUCUUCAAGUUGGUCAGAAGAUGCGACCUACGGUUCUGAAGACUGGGAGGAUCUACUCCUGGGUACUUCAUCACCGGAGUCAAGCUAUGAUGCUUCUUUCUGCUAUCUACCCCUCAAUUUUAAUUUGCACAUUGAACACGAGGAGAAGUUGACCGGAUCAACAAGUGCUAUAGUCUUUUCAAAAAUUGCUAAGGAGCAUUUCGGUCACUACAACUGCACCGUCAACACGGCCCAUGGAAGCGACUCCAUCGUCAUCGUAUUUACUGAAAUCCAUGAACUAUCUUACACCCUUGUCAUUGGAGUGGGAGUGAGCAUAGUUGUGGUGUUACUUUUUGCGGCGAUGAUUUUGUGGACCCUUCGGCACCGACUUUUGCAGCUACGAGGUGGUGAAACGGCGCGGAUCAUCACCGCCAAUCAAGCUGCAAGACAAUCAGUCGAUAUGCUUUGCAGGCAAACCUCAACGCUUGGUAGACAGUCACUUAAAGAGGAAUGCUCCGAGAUCCAACGAGGUUCAGUUUGCGUCUCUCAAACUACUCCGUUACAAGCCUAUUCAAGCCUCCUACGCAGUCCCUGUCGUGUGAUUACGUGCGAGAAUGGAGCACUGUACAAAUGUGUAACCGCCACGAGCACACCCACCACACCACUAUUGACCCGCCUUUGGGAGCCCCCUUCCAGCCCGCCCACGAUCUACGUGGCCACGGCAACAGAUGUCAUAUCCACUGGAGAGGUGGUGGGCAAUUCCAGGGUCGCACUGCUGACGAAAUGCAGUGCAAACUGUCAGGAUCACUUUUUUCCCACUUAA